This is a messenger RNA of Zea mays, 997 nucleotides long. Its product is annotated as glutathione S-transferase GSTU6. The record is from RefSeq and is marked validated. Gene Ontology annotation, cellular component: cytoplasm. Lineage: Eukaryota; Viridiplantae; Streptophyta; Magnoliopsida; Poales; Poaceae. Gene Ontology annotation, biological process: glutathione metabolic process. Gene Ontology annotation, molecular function: glutathione transferase activity.
AACGCCACCGCCAGACAGCAACACACUGCACACACACACAUUGCAAUGGCAGCGGCUGGAGGCGGGGUAGGAGAUAGCGAGCUGCGGCUGCUGGGCAAGUCGUCGAGCCCUUGGGUGUUCCGGGUGAGAGUGGCGCUGGGACUCAGGGGGCUGAGCUACGAGUACAUAGAGGAGGACCUCGGCAACAAGAGCGAGCUCCUGCUCCGGUCCAACCCGGUGCACAAGAAGGUGCCGGUCCUCAUCCACGGCGGCCGCCCGGUGUGCGAGUCCCUCGUGAUCCUCCAGUACGUCGACGAGAUCUGGCGGGGCACCGGCCCUCCGCUCCUUCCGUCCGACCCCUACGACCGCGCCACGGCACGGUUCUGGGCGGCCUACGUCGACGACAAGUUCUUCCCGGCGUUCAGCGCGCUGUUCAGGUCGAGGACGGACGAGCAGAGAGCGGAGGCGCUCCAGAACGCCCUCCUCGUGGCGGAGACGUUGGAGCGGGCGUUCACGGAGUGCUCCAGGGGGAAGGCGUUCUUCGGCGGCGACGCCGUCGGGCUCGUGGACGUCACGCUCGGGAGCCACCCGAUUUGGAUCAGAGCGGUGGACCAGACGGCGGGCACCAACCUUCUGGACGGGGCCAGGUUCCCUGACCUGGCGGCGUGGGCGGAGCGGUUCAUGGCCCUCGGCGCCGUCAACGAGGUGGUGCCGGACGCCGGGAAGCUUUUGGAGCAGUACAGGGCGUCUCGGGCCAAAUGGACUGCCGCUGCUGAUUCUAGCUGAACUGAUGAACACACUGGACGCCUGCUGCUUGCAUUGGCUACUUGUGCUGGACACCUUCAGUGAUACGGUCUCGAACCGAAAUAAAUACAUAAAGGCUAGUUUGGAAACAUUAGUCCUUCUGCGAUUCUUGAAAAUUGAGUAGAAAAUUAUUCAAUUUAUUACUCAAUCUCAAAGAAUCUCGGAAGGGAUUUAUGUUUUCAAACUAGUCCUAAGAUCAACUACUUUACCUGAC